AAAUGGGUGAAGUCUCUUAGAGCAUUACCAUCGGAUCCAAAUAAUAAUGAUUUCUUGAAAACCGAUUACAUUGAUGUAAAUUUGAAUAAUUCUCGUAAAUUGAUUACAAAUUUGAAUAAUUUAACUGAAUCAAGUGAUGUUGGGGUUCAACAGUUAAACGAGGUUAAUGAGAGUUUAAUUCGGUUACAUAACAUUCGGAAUGAAUUGAGUUGGUUGAAUAAUCUA
Hyphopichia burtonii NRRL Y-1933 is the source of this 225-nucleotide messenger RNA. RefSeq lists its product as uncharacterized. The record is from RefSeq and is a predicted model, not a curated record. Lineage: Eukaryota; Fungi; Ascomycota; Pichiomycetes; Serinales; Debaryomycetaceae.